Molecule: messenger RNA, 5315 nt
Organism: Hipposideros armiger (great roundleaf bat)
Lineage: Eukaryota; Metazoa; Chordata; Mammalia; Chiroptera; Hipposideridae
Gene: PLCG1
Product: phospholipase C gamma 1
Exons: 33
Coding region: 255-4130 (1291 amino acids)
Biological process (GO): phosphatidylinositol-mediated signaling; phospholipid catabolic process; positive regulation of epithelial cell migration
Cellular component (GO): ruffle membrane
Molecular function (GO): phosphatidylinositol-4,5-bisphosphate phospholipase C activity; calcium ion binding; protein binding
Source: RefSeq, a predicted model, not a curated record
CCGGUGUGAGGCGGCCCGGCCUGGCUCCCUCCGCCGGGCAGCCCGCCCAGGUAACUGGGUUUGGCUGGCGGGCCCGGGGGACGCUCCGCGUCUUCACCUCUCUACCCGGUUGCUGCGUGGGCGGUGCUCGGGGAGUAGGGGAGCCGCCGCCGGGGCCCGCUCGCCGGCAGCCUCAGCCUCCGCCGCUGCCGCCAGAUCCCACCAGCCGGGCCUGCGUCGCCGCCGCAGCCUCUGCCGCCCCCAGCGUCGGAGCCAUGGCAGGCGCUGCGUCCCCCUGCGCCAAUGGCUGCGGGCCCGGCGCGCCCUCGGACGCCGAGGUGCUGCACCUUUGCCGCAGCCUCGAGGUGGGCACCGUCAUGACUUUGUUCUACUCCAAGAAGUCGCAGCGGCCCGAGCGGAAGACCUUCCAGGUCAAGCUGGAGACGCGGCAGAUCACGUGGAGCCGCGGCGCCGACAAGAUCGAGGGGGCCAUUGACAUUCGCGAAAUCAAGGAGAUCCGCCCAGGGAAGACCUCACGGGACUUUGAUCGCUACCAAGAGGACCCUGCUUUCCGACCCGACCAGUCACACUGCUUUGUCAUCCUGUAUGGAAUGGAGUUCCGCCUGAAGACCCUCAGCCUGCAAGCUACAUCUGAGGAUGAAGUGAACAUGUGGAUCAAGGGCUUGACCUGGCUGAUGGAGGACACACUGCAGGCGGCCACCCCCUUACAGAUUGAAAGGUGGCUGCGGAAACAGUUCUACUCUGUGGAUCGGAAUCGCGAGGACCGUAUAUCAGCCAAGGACCUGAAGAACAUGCUGUCCCAGGUCAACUACCGGGUCCCCAACAUGCGUUUCCUCCGAGAGCGGCUAACAGACCUGGAGCAGCGCAGCAGUGACAUCACCUAUGGGCAGUUUGCUCAGCUGUACCGCAACCUCAUGUACAGCGCCCAGAAGACGAUGGAUCUCCCCUUCUUGGAAACCACUGCCCUGAGGCCGGGGGAGCGGCCAGAGCUCUGCCGAGUGUCUCUUCCUAUGUUCCAGCAGUUUCUCCUCGAGUACCAGGGGGAGCUGUGGGCUGUUGACCGGCUCCAGGUGCAGGAAUUCAUGCUCAGCUUCCUCCGAGACCCCUUGCGAGAAAUCGAGGAGCCAUACUUCUUCUUGGAUGAGUUUGUCACCUUCCUGUUCUCCAAAGAGAACAGUGUGUGGAAGUCGCAGCUGGACACGGUGUGCCCGGACACCAUGAACAAUCCGCUCUCCCACUACUGGAUCUCCUCCUCACACAACACGUACCUGACCGGGGACCAGUUCUCCAGCGAGUCCUCCCUGGAAGCCUAUGCUCGCUGCCUGCGCAUGGGCUGUCGCUGCAUUGAGUUGGACUGCUGGGAUGGCCCGGACGGGAUGCCGGUCAUUUACCAUGGACACACCCUUACCACCAAGAUCAAGUUCUCAGAUGUCCUGCACACCAUCAAGGAGCAUGCUUUUGUGGCCUCAGAGUACCCGGUCAUCCUGUCCAUCGAGGACCACUGCAGCAUUGCCCAGCAGAGGAACAUGGCCCAGUACUUCAAGAAGGUGCUGGGAGACACACUCCUCACCAAGCCCGUGGACAUCGUUGCCGACGGUCUCCCGUCCCCCAACCAGCUCAAGAAGAAAAUCCUUAUCAAGCACAAGAAGCUGGCUGAGGGCAGUGCCUAUGAGGAGGUGCCUGCGUCCGUGAUGUACUCUGAGAACGACAUCAGCAACUCUAUCAAGAAUGGCAUCCUCUACCUAGAGGAUCCCGUGAACCAUGAGUGGUACCCCCACUACUUCGUUCUGACCAGCAGCAAGAUCUACUACUCCGAGGAGACCAGCAGUGACCAGGGCAACGAGGACGAGGAAGAGCCCAAAGAGGCCAGUGGCAGCACAGAGCUGCACUCCAACGAGAAGUGGUUCCACGGGAAGCUCGGGGCAGGACGGGACGGGCGGCACAUUGCCGAGCGCCUGCUCACCGAGUACUGCAUCGAGACGGGGGCCCCCGACGGCUCCUUCCUGGUGCGCGAAAGCGAGACCUUCGUGGGCGACUACACCCUCUCUUUCUGGCGGAACGGGAAAGUCCAGCACUGCCGGAUCCACUCCCGGCAAGAUGCCGGGACCCCCAAGUUCUUCUUGACAGACAACCUCGUCUUUGACUCACUCUAUGACCUCAUCACACACUACCAGCAGGUGCCCCUGCGCUGCAACGAAUUUGAGAUGCGCCUCUCGGAGCCCGUCCCGCAGACCAAUGCCCACGAGAGCAAAGAGUGGUACCACGCCAGCCUGACCAGGGCGCAGGCCGAGCACAUGCUGAUGCGUGUCCCCCGCGAUGGGGCCUUCCUGGUGCGGAAACGCAACGAGCCCAACUCCUACGCCAUUUCCUUCCGGGCUGAGGGCAAGAUCAAGCAUUGCCGCGUCCAGCAGGAGGGCCAGACGGUGAUGCUGGGCAACUCAGAGUUUGACAGCCUCGUCGACCUCAUCAGCUACUACGAGAAGCAUCCGCUGUACCGCAAGAUGAAGCUGCGCUACCCCAUCAACGAGGAGGCGCUGGAGAAGAUCGGCACAGCUGAGCCUGACUACGGGGCCCUGUAUGAGGGACGCAACCCUGGCUUCUAUGUGGAGGCAAACCCUAUGCCGACUUUCAAGUGUGCUGUCAAAGCCCUCUUUGACUACAAGGCCCAGAGAGAUGACGAGCUGACUUUUACCAAAAGCGCCAUCAUCCAGAACGUGGAGAAGCAGGAUGGAGGCUGGUGGCGGGGAGACUAUGGUGGGAAGAAGCAGCUGUGGUUCCCAUCAAACUACGUGGAAGAGCUGGUCAGCCCUGCAGCCCUGGAGCCCGAGAGGGAGCACUUGGAUGAAAACAGCCCCCUGGGGGACUUGCUGCGGGGGGUCUUGGAUGUGCCAGCUUGUCAGAUUGCCAUCCGUCCCGAGGGCAAGAACAACCGGCUCUUCGUCUUCUCCAUCAGCAUGGCGUCGGUGGCGCAGUGGUCCCUGGAUGUCGCCGCUGACUCACAGGAAGAGCUGCAGGACUGGGUGAAAAAGAUCCGUGAAGUGGCCCAGACUGCAGACGCCAGGCUCACGGAGGGGAAGAUGAUGGAGCGGAGGAAGAAGAUCGCCCUGGAGCUCUCGGAGCUUGUCGUCUACUGCCGGCCUGUUCCCUUUGAUGAAGAGAAGAUUGGCACAGAACGUGCCUGCUACCGUGACAUGUCGUCCUUCCCGGAGACCAAGGCUGAGAAAUACGUGAACAAGGCCAAAGGCAAGAAGUUCCUCCAGUACAACCGGCUGCAGCUCUCGCGCAUCUACCCCAAGGGCCAGCGGCUGGACUCCUCCAAUUAUGACCCCUUGCCCAUGUGGAUCUGUGGCAGUCAGCUGGUCGCCCUCAACUUCCAGACCCCAGAUAAGCCUAUGCAGAUGAACCAGGCCCUCUUCAUGACCGGUGGGCACUGCGGCUACGUGCUGCAGCCCAGCACCAUGCGGGACGAGGCCUUUGACCCCUUUGACAAGAGCAGCCUCCGUGGGCUGGAGCCAUGCGCCAUCUGCAUUGAGGUGCUGGGAGCCCGGCAUCUGCCCAAGAAUGGCCGAGGCAUUGUGUGUCCCUUUGUGGAGAUUGAGGUGGCAGGAGCCGAGUAUGACAGCACCAAGCAGAAGACGGAGUUUGUGGUGGACAAUGGCCUGAACCCUGUGUGGCCGGCCAAGCCCUUCCACUUCCAGAUCAGUAACCCUGAAUUCGCCUUCCUGCGCUUUGUGGUUUAUGAAGAGGACAUGUUUAGUGACCAGAACUUCCUGGCUCAGGCUACCUUCCCGGUGACAGGCCUCAAGACAGGGUACAGAGCAGUGCCUUUGAAGAACAACUAUAGUGAGGACUUGGAGUUGGCCUCCCUGCUGGUCAAGAUAGACAUUUUCUUUACCAAGCAGGAGAAUGGCGACCUCAGUCCCUUCAGCGGUGUGUCCCUGCGUGAGCGGGGCUCCGAGGCCUCGGGCCAGCUGUUCCAUGGCCGGGCCCGGGAAGGCUCCUUUGAAGCCCGCUACCAGCAGCCGUUUGAGGAUUUUCGCAUCUCCCAGGAGCAUCUCGCGGACCAUUUUGACAGUCGGGAGCGAAGGGCCCCACGAAGGACUCGGGUCAACGGAGACAACCGCCUCUAGUUGUGCCUCAGCCUCGGUGGGAGCAGCAGCUGCUGCACGCCUCUCGGAAUGCCGUGAACUGGGUUCUCUGGAAGCGGCUUGCCACGGCAGCCUUCCGGGUCUCGCAGCCUGGAGCCUGGAUUCCAGCGGUAACUGCUAGACAAAAACCAAGCCAUUAAUGAGAGUAAUACUGUGGGGCUCCGUGCCCCAGCACGGUGAAGGCAAACCUGUACUGUGUCUCGCAUUAAGCACACACACCUGACCUGACUCCUGGAGGUGGGUCCUUCCAUCUAGUGGGGCCAGGACCACGGCCGCAGCCCCCUGCGAGAGGCUGCCUGAGCCAGCAGCACAGGAGGCUCUGAGGAGCCGUUGACAUUCCUGAGAAUGGAGGAGGAGGAGCGGCCUUGCUGGGCCCGGGGAACCAAGUUUACACUGUCCUGCAGCUUUAAAACCACAGCUGGGCAAGGUGGGCGGGCCGACGCCCUCCCUCCCGCUUUGGCCCUGGAGCCAGAGCGGUGGCGGACGGCCUGCCAGCGGAGGACACAGCACAAGGGCGCACUGCCCAGCCUGAACGAUACAGGGGGUCAGGUUUAAAAUAGCAGUAUUGGGCAUCGGAAGCCAUGGAGGGUCGCCCUGCGAGGGGCCAGCGGAGGAGACUGAGCCCCAGGGCACCGCCUGAAGCAGGGAUGGUGGCAUCGAGUCCCGGAGCCACAGCAGCGCCUCAGUGCUGUGGAAGCACAAGGGCCCUGAGCUGGGUGCGCCGCACCACUGGGCUAUGCCACCCGCCACUGCCCACGGCGAGAGCCCUGGAUGUGAGCCCGGAGGACCUGCUCACCAGGGUGGACAUGCGCCACCAGCAAGGGUGUGCCACCGAAAUGUGGCAGCAACGGACCCUGAGGCCUUCGUCAGGGUGAUCAGGGCCGGAAUGGAGGAACGAGUCGCCGAGGCUGAGCCGGGGACUUGGCCCAGCGCAUUCAGGAAACUCCUGCGCACACGUCAGAGGCCCCGGCCGACCAGCUCCGCGCCCACCUCUUUCGGACCGGAGACCACUCCACCUGUUGCCGUGGAGCCCUGGGAUCUGAGACUGCGGACAGCACUGCAAGAGGCCCCUGUCUGAGGCGAUCCAAGUAUUAACCCAUCCGAAACUCCUAUGACUAGACAUACACAAUGUUGGAGUAUGGAAUUUUAAAGUUUCUUUUUUGCACA